Molecule: messenger RNA, 384 nt
Organism: Cinclus cinclus
Lineage: Eukaryota; Metazoa; Chordata; Aves; Passeriformes; Cinclidae
Gene: ID3
Product: inhibitor of DNA binding 3
Exons: 2
Coding region: 1-378 (125 amino acids)
Biological process (GO): circadian regulation of gene expression; cell differentiation; negative regulation of transcription by RNA polymerase II
Cellular component (GO): cytoplasm; nucleus
Molecular function (GO): transcription regulator activity; protein dimerization activity
Source: RefSeq, a predicted model, not a curated record
AUGAAAGCCAUCAGCCCGGUGCGCUCCGUCCGGAGCUGCUACGAGGCCGUUUGCUGCCUCUCGGAGCAGAGUUUGGCCAUCGCCCGGGGCAGCCACAACAAGAGCCCGGCCUUGGAAGAACCCAUGAACCUGCUCUACGAUAUGAACGACUGCUAUUCGAAAUUGCGGGAGCUGGUGCCGGGGAUCCCUCAAGGCACCAAGGUGAGCCAGGUGGAGAUCCUGCAGCACGUCAUAGACUACAUCUUCGACCUCCAGAUCGUGCUGGAGGAGGGGUCCAAGGGCCGCGACCCCUCUUCCGAGACCACCCUGCUCUCCCUUAAGGCGGCUGAACUCUCCUCAGAACUCUGCGCCAAAGACGAGAGAAGUUUGUGUCAUUAACGCCAC